Molecule: messenger RNA, 300 nt
Organism: Ichthyophthirius multifiliis
Lineage: Eukaryota; Ciliophora; Oligohymenophorea; Hymenostomatida
Exons: 1
Source: RefSeq, a predicted model, not a curated record
AUGUCUUCGUAAAAAAAAGGCGCUAAUAAUAAUAAUUCAAAAAAAACUAAAAAAACAAAUAAUGAUAAUAAUGAAAACGAAAAUAAUGAUGAUGAAGAUUCUUAUGAUUAUAAAUAAGACUUUAUGCCAGGAUAAAAAUAUUAAACUCCAGAUGAUGAUAAUGGAAUUAGAGUUUUCUAUGAAACUUUAUAUAAAUAAAAUGCAAAUAGUGAAAUGGCUAUAAAAUAUUGCCUUGAAAAUGGAUUAUUAGAAGAAGAAGAAGCAAUUAAAUAUUUAAAAAAAAUUUCAAAGAAAAAAUGA